Molecule: messenger RNA, 6586 nt
Organism: Cervus elaphus (red deer)
Lineage: Eukaryota; Metazoa; Chordata; Mammalia; Artiodactyla; Cervidae
Gene: FOSL2
Product: FOS like 2, AP-1 transcription factor subunit
Exons: 4
Coding region: 795-1778 (327 amino acids)
Biological process (GO): regulation of transcription by RNA polymerase II
Cellular component (GO): nucleus
Molecular function (GO): RNA polymerase II cis-regulatory region sequence-specific DNA binding; DNA-binding transcription factor activity, RNA polymerase II-specific
Source: RefSeq, a predicted model, not a curated record
AAUCGUGCCAUUGUAGUGACUCAUCUCGGGCAGAGCGCUGGGGCUCCGAGCAAACCAGCGAGCAAGCGAGCGGUGCUCGGCGGGGACCGAGAGAGGGAGAGAGAGAGGCGCGGACGGGCGAGGCUGGCCCGUCCGGGAGCGGGCGCCCGGGAAGGGGUGUAGGUCCGGGCGCCGGAGCCGCGGCACCGCGUCCCUCUCCACGCCGGCUCAGCUGGAUCCUCGCGGGCCGGGCGCAGGCUGCCUUCUCCUAGUCAAGUGUCCGAGCCGCUCCAAACUCCGGCGGCGAGUCGGCCACAGGAAGUUUAUUCUCAGCUCCUUUUCUAAAAGGAGGAAAUAGAAGUUUCUCCAAGCGGGCUGCCUUUCUUUCUGCCUUUUUUUUUUUUUUCUUUCUUUUCUGCCCUGACAUCGGGGGUCCCCAGACCUGGCAGGGUUGACCCGCCGGGUUGACUCCCAUUCUUUUUUAAUUACCGAUUUUUGAUUGAGCCGGCGGUCCAGGCUGGGCUCCGAUUGCGCGCGGGGGCGGGAGGGCGCGCGCAGGGGAGGGACCGAGGGACGCGCGGACUUUUUAGAGGGAGGGACUGGGUGGACAACUGGUCCCGCGGCGCUCGCAGAGCAGGAAAGAAGUGGUGUAGCGCUCGGCGCUCAGGGGGCCCUGUUCCCGGGGUGUCUCCGCCUAGGGGGACAAGCCCGAGGCGCGGCCAGCAGAGAGCCAGCGCACAGCAGCCGGUGCGCGGCCGCGGCGAGGGCGGGGGAAGAAAAACACCCUGUUUCCUCUCGGGCCCCCACCGCGGAUCAUGUACCAGGAUUAUCCCGGGAACUUUGACACCUCGUCCCGGGGCAGCAGCGGCUCUCCUGCGCACGCCGAGUCCUACUCCAGCGGCGGCGGCGGCCAGCAGAAAUUCCGGGUAGAUAUGCCUGGCUCAGGCAGCGCCUUCAUCCCUACCAUCAACGCCAUCACGACCAGCCAGGAUCUGCAGUGGAUGGUGCAGCCCACGGUGAUCACUUCCAUGUCCAGCCCAUACCCCCGCUCGCACCCCUACAGCCCGCUGCCGGGCCUGGCCUCUGUCCCCGGGCACAUGGCCCUCCCGAGACCCGGCGUGAUCAAGACCAUUGGCACCACGGUGGGCCGCAGGAGGAGAGAUGAGCAGCUGUCCCCUGAAGAGGAGGAGAAGCGUCGAAUUCGGAGGGAGAGGAACAAGCUGGCUGCGGCCAAGUGCCGGAACCGCCGCCGGGAGCUGACGGAGAAGCUGCAGGCGGAGACGGAGGAGCUGGAGGAGGAGAAGUCAGGCCUGCAGAAGGAGAUCGCCGAGCUGCAGAAAGAGAAAGAGAAGCUGGAGUUCAUGCUGGUGGCCCAUGGGCCCGUGUGCAAGAUCAGUCCCGAGGAACGCCGGUCCCCGCCAGCCUCCGGGCUGCAGUCCCUGCGCGGCGGGGCCAGUGGAGGGGUCGGCGCCGUGGUGGUGAAACAGGAGCCCCUGGAAGAGGACAGCCCCUCGUCCUCAUCAGCGGGGCUGGACAAGGCCCAGCGCUCCGUGAUCAAGCCCAUCAGCAUUGCUGGGGGCUUCUAUGGCGAGGAGCCCCUGCACACCCCCAUCGUGGUGACCUCCACUCCUGCCAUCACUCCGGGCACCUCGAACCUCGUCUUCACCUACCCCAGCGUGCUGGAGCAGGAGUCGCCAGCAUCGCCUUCUGAGUCCUGCUCCAAGGCUCACCGCCGAAGCAGUAGCAGUGGGGACCAGUCAUCAGACUCCUUGAACUCCCCUACUCUGCUGGCUCUGUAACCCAGCUCCCAGGGGCGGGGGUGGGGAUCCUCGUCACUGCCUCCUGCCCAGGGACCAGCACCUUCCAGCACUCCAGGGCCAUGAGGGGAAGAGGGGGACCCUGCCAGAGAGCUUCCUGGCCCUGAGGAGACCCAGGUGGGAUUUGGUGGUGAGUCGCCAGAGGACUUGGAUGAGCUCUUGGAUGUCACAGGACCUCCUCCUCCCUCGUCCGUCUCGCAAAGCAAAUCCUGUUUCUUGAAAAACAUUGGAGAACUUGGUUUGAUGGACUCGGGCAUCUCCCUGGCUUCUGAAGAGCUUGAAGCUGGUGUGGACCUUUCCUGUCCCUUGGUUCCGACGUGUCUCUGGAGUGAUGGCGUCCUUCCCGCCCCACCAAGCAUGCUCAGUGCCUUUUUGGUUUCACCUUUCCUCUGUUUGCCCCUUCCUUCCCCCGGUGUCAAUUUCACUUCCUCUUAGUUUUUUAUCGAAUUUGCCAUGACAUUUCAUCUGGGUGGUCUGAAUAGUAAAGCUCUUCAUUUCUGAAGAGGGGGCAGCAGGGUGACUCUUUGGCUGGGGCUGACUUGUCCAGAAGGGGACAGUCCAUGUGCAAUACAGAACCUUCCCUCCUCUGACACUUCUGGUCCACCACCAUCUCCGGAACUGCCAGCAGGGCUCCUUGAGCUCUCCAGGAGAGGCCACCAUCGCUAGGAGGUUUGGAGGACCCUUCCUCCCCAUCCUCGGAGACGGCUUUUGGAGGAGCAGCUUGGCCAGAAGACAGGGUGUGAGUGAGACAGCUGGGGCACGGAUUGGGUUUGCCAAAUGCCUAAUUACCAGGCCGGGAAUGGCCAGGAAUAGUGCCAAUGAACUACACGUUGUGUCCCAGCCAGCCUCUCUUCACCCGUGUCUUGAGUAGGACGUCUCUUGUAAUUACCGCCUCGUCAUUCUGCCCCGGACCCUUCUCUCCUUCCUUCCUCGGAGCCACACAUCACUCCAAGUCCCUGCCGGCUCCACCCUCCCCCAGCCUGCCUCUCAGGGCGACGCCACCCGUGGAGGUUUAAUGAGCGUGGGCCCUCCCCAAGCCUCAAAAUCACCUCUGCUGUGGAUGGAGAGGCCGGGGGAGGAAGGAGGGAGGCAGUCGGAGUGGCGUUUGCCUCGCGGCAGCCCCAGCGCCUGCUUCUCGCCUCUCACCGAGGUGCUGGGCCGUGCUACCCUCUGUGGUCAUCUGCUACCUGAUGGAUCUCGCGCUUUUUCUCUUACACUCCCCUGCCCCCUCACCCCAGUGUGCUCCCCAGGUCCACCAGCCGGCUGUGAACAGCUGGCCCAGAGCUGUUGCUGUGGCUUGCAGCUUACGCGCCAUUCCCCAGGGGCUGCUGAAAUCAGAGAUGAAUCCCACUGCAAGAGAGCUGCCCCUUCCCGUGGGGUGGGGGAUGGGGAAAAGGGGUCCUCCAGUCCCCGGGAGCACAGCUCCGCAGAGCUCCGCGGAGUCCCCGCCUGCCACCCCUUGGAGCCUUUUUUUUCUCCCCAAGGCUGGUCUUCCAGCUUUGGCCUCUGCUGGGCUAGUGCUCUGAGGGAGGCCCCGCUAUUGUGAUUCAGCUCUAGAGAUCAUUGUAUGAUAAUUUAAAACUAUAUAGAUAUUAUUUAAAUCAACCCAGUGGGGGUUAAAUCUCAAAGUUGGACUUGGGAGAGAGAGAGAGAGAAAAAGCGAUGACAGGGCUGCUCACCUGUUCCCUUCACAGACCCAGGCCUGGCACGCCGGCUGGUAUUUAAUGUUCAUUACUCGUUUGCCAUGCCCUAGACACACAGAAUGGAACAGCCCAAUGCCUAAAAUACACAGCCCACUAUGCCUGGGAGUGAUGUGUGGAGGGGUAGGGCUUGCAAAGAGAGGAGACUAAAAGAAACAGGAUUUUUUCCCAAAAUGCUUUAAAUAUGUUAUUUCCCACAUUCCUUGGCUGUGACGCUGCCCCCCAGUUCCCCAGAGGUUCUGGGAGGGGCACUCCUAAUAAGAUGGGGCCUUUGGGUUUCUGGCUUCAGAUUAAUCAAGGACACAGAAGUCGGCUAGGAGUAGCAGGAGACAGGCAAAAAGAACUGGGGUGAACUCAGCUCUGAAAGACUUAAUCAUCUCAAGUGGUAUUUGUGGCCAACUGGGAGCUAUUUACUUCUUUUUGAAUAUAUGUAUUAUAUAUUUCUUAAAUGAAGCUGCUCUCUGGUGUUUUGUUUCUAAAGUCCCUUUGUGCCCCGCUUUGCACAGCCCUGAUCCCAAGGCAGGCCCCGGCAUGUGACUUGGGGCCAGGCUGGACAUUCCUGAGAUGGAGUCUGGCUUUAGUUCAGAUUUCAAACUGCAUUGGCUUUGGGACCAGCAGAAAGCAAGAAACCAGCCGACUUGCAGGACUUCGAGGCCUCUGAGCUGUGUUUCUAUUCAGGACCCUCUAACUUUUCUCUCGGAGGUGGUUUGGCUUCCCCAAAGCCAGAGGUUAUUUGGAGAAGACUGAAUAUUCACUCGUAACUCAUAGGCAUAUCCUCAGUCACUGCCUUCUGGCUGGUUCUCUAAAGCUGCUGCCAGACACCAGGCCUGCUGCUUCCCCCUCCUUCCUUUCUCCUCCUCAUCAGGAGCAGUGGCAGGGGGAGCCUUUGGACUUGGGCAGGGAACCCCGUGCACCCCUGUGUCCCCAGCCGUGAGGCAACUGGUGUGGACUCCAGUUGGGCUGCAGGCAGCUCUGGGACAGCAUAGGGCAGGCACUCCUUGACAGGCUGGUGUGAAACACACAGUCCCCUUGGCCACCUGGCCACCUCUUGGGAAUAGCCCUCUUCCUGUUGAGUGGAUGGGGACAGCUGCUGACACAGGACAGAGAGGCGAUCCCAGGUGAAGCUUAGGCAAUUACCAGAGCCAACUCAAAGCAGAGAAUUCACCGGGGAAGUUUUCAGGAAGAAAUAAUUGUUCUGCCUGUGAGACUGGCCAGCUGUCUUCACUGUGGCCCAUCACACAAGCAUCUCAAAGCCAGGAAACAUCAGAGGCUACUGGUUCCCUUUCUCAGGCUUUGGGGAAGGGAUCUCCUCUCUGUUCCCACUAGGCUCCAUUUUAAGGUUGAGCUCAACUUACAGGCAUUGGGACUUUUCUCCCCUUUCCUUGAUGGACCAACAGUACUUGCAAUCUCACCUUGUAACUUUUAGGUUGAUUUCCUCCCUUGAUCAGACAUCCAUGUGGCCUCUUGAAGAAGGAAAAGAAUAGCACCUACUAUGUGCCAGGCACUGUUAGGCACUUUUAUAUAUAUAUACUCUCUUUAGGGUGAGACUACGUGAUGAGGACUUCCCUUAUUAAAGGCCCACCACUAAUGGAUCAACAAAAACACUUGGAGGUGAGAAGGUCUUUCUCCAAAGAUCCAAGGCAAGAUUGCCUUCAGUCUGAGGUUUGUUCUUAAAGACCCACCCCCUACAAUAUCCUCCCACCUCUGAAUUUGUUUUCCCUGUGAUGUGCUCCUUUGCACUCAUCAGAUGGUUAACCUGAGUCCUUAUAGAAUUUGUGGACCAAUAGGAUAUGUGGUGUGUGUAACUUUCUUUUAAAAACUUAAGUAAAGUGGUCUUGCUACUUUCUGCUUGUUGAGUCUUCUUGGCAUUCAAUCUUAAAAGCCAGCAUCUCACUAUUUAUUGACGGGUUGUGUGUAUGUGUGCGUGUGUGUGUGUGUGUGUGUAUACAUUUCUAGGUGUGCCCAUGGUCCUCCUGCACCUUUUAAAAAGGAAACCCAGUCACCUCACUACCUAUUUGACAUCUUCUCAUGCUUCUAGUAUAUUGGUUGUACAUCAACAAAGGGUUUUAAUUUUCUAAUGCUGACAUGUUCAGGAGGAGCUGGGUCAAAUUUUGAGCAGGGCAUGGGAAGGGAAGGGGGAGAAGUAAUUGACAUUUAUUUUAUUAUUUAUUUUAAAUGUUUACAUCUUUGUAGCCUGAAUAGAAACAGAUAGCAUUAAAAUGCUCAGUUCCUCUCUCCCUCUCUUUCUUCUUUAUAAUUUUUUUAAAUUUAGGCUAAUGAUGCUUUGUUGUUUCUAAAAUGAUUUGUGACUUGUGCUGUAUAAACUGUAUAAAAAAAGGUUCUGUUUUUAAAGAUGGUGUGUCAUUCCCUCUGGGGACAGUGGUCACCAAGAACUCUACGUUAGAAGAGAACACAAGGAAAGAUCCUGCUCUGUUCCUCAAAAAUUAUUUUCUGUGUAUGAUUAAAAGUUUAUUCCAUUUAUUUUAGUUUGUGGUUACUUGAUGUCGAGGAAGAAAAAAUUUCACGUUUGUAUAAAGAAUAGGUAUCAGGGUGUCUUUUCUGAAGUGAAAGAUGUAUAUAUAGUAUUUUGGUAUAUUGUGGCAAAUCAAAAGCUUUGUGCAUCUGUAUUUGAGGUAUGUUGAUGAUGUGGAAUAAAGACUGCUCUAAGAUUCUGGAGGUAAAAAAAAAAAAAGUUGUACAAGAUUCCUACAGCUUGAUGGGGAAUUUAAUUAUCUUUCUGAGCACCUUGUCUUUUUUUUUUUUUUUUAAGUAUUGGUGAAAUGGUCCCAUUGGAAAGGCUUCUAAAUAGGCCUCUCCAGGCAGGACUAUGAGCUCAAAAAUCUUUGUAUAGUUUUGAAAUUUGAGGAGUAGCUCAGCUCUGAAGCAUCUCUGGUGGUGUUUUGUUGUUGUUCUGUUUUGUUAUUUUACUGUAUUACAAGCCUACAGUAUUUGCACUAAAGAAAGCUUGUUAGAAAAAGCUUGCUGCUAUGGAAGAAAGAACAUAUUACAACUUUUUUUCCUUUUUUUUUUGUUAGCUUUUUCACUUUCCAUUGAGUAGCUUUUUGUAGAAUAAAAUGAAUUAAGAUUGAA